Molecule: messenger RNA, 2118 nt
Organism: Seriola dumerili (greater amberjack)
Lineage: Eukaryota; Metazoa; Chordata; Actinopteri; Carangiformes; Carangidae
Gene: rgs11
Product: regulator of G protein signaling 11
Exons: 17
Coding region: 66-1487 (473 amino acids)
Biological process (GO): intracellular signal transduction; G protein-coupled receptor signaling pathway; regulation of G protein-coupled receptor signaling pathway
Source: RefSeq, a predicted model, not a curated record
CGCUCCCGGCAGCACUUCGGUCUUGCACUUUCCUGUCCCGUCGAGUGAUCCAAGCAGCCUGCAAGAUGACCAUCAACACCCUGGCUAAAGGAGGCUGGCACCGGGAGCAAAUGACAUGCUUUCGAAAGAUGGAGAAGGUGAUUGUGGCCAUGCAGGACCCUGACAUGGGCAUGAAGAUGAGAAACCAGAGGCUCCUUAUCACUGUCAUUCCUCAUGCCAUGACAGGUCGAGAUGUAAUUGACUGGUUGAUCCAGAAAUAUUGUAUCUGUGAGGAGGAGGCUCUGCACCUUGCUGGCAUGCUGGUGAGAUACGGGUACAUCUAUCCCCUCAAGGAGCCGAGAUCUCUUGUGUUACGAGCUGAUGAGUCGCCCUACCGCUUCCAGACUCCCUACUUCUGGACUAGUACCAGAUGGCCUGCCUCAGAACUGGACUAUGCAAUCUAUUUGGCUAAAAAGAACAUAAGAAAACAAGGAGAACUGAUGGAAUAUGAAAAGGAGAGGUACAGUGUCUUGCACAAGAGGAUCAACCACACCUGGGACUUUGUGGUGAUGCAAGCAAGAGAGCAACUUAGAGCAUCCAAACAGAGGCGGAAGGCAGACCGCAUUGUCCUAGAAUGUCAGGAGCAGGCUUACUGGCUCAUCAACAGACCCCCGACUGGGGCACAUAAUGUAUUGGAAAUGGGUCUAGAGAGACCAAAUAACUUCAGCUCACGAGUUACGCUGAACAGUGACUACUACAAAAGAGAGAUUGAAUCGUCUAGAAGGGCCCUCGGAAGAAACCGUGUAAAGUCAUCCAUCUGCCUAGAAGGGUUUGUGAAAUACAGCGAGCAGUACCAGAACCACGAUCCCAUUAUGCAAGGCUGCCUUCCCAGUAACCCCUGGAUCUCCGAUGACACCGCACACUGGACAAUGAACACAGACAUAGUGCCUACCCCGACACGUCUUCGAGUGGAGCGUUGGAGUUUCAGCUUCAUGGAGCUUCUGAAUGACUCCAUUGGGAGGCGGGAGUUCAUGACCUACCUGGAGAAAGAGUUUAGUGCGGAGAACCUAUGUUUCUGGCAGGCCUGCGAGGAAGUUAGACAUGGAGAAAGUUCCAAGAUCAUAGAGAAAGUGGAAGAGAUCUACAAAAACUUCCUGGCUCCUGGAGCUGCCCGCUGGGUCAACAUCGACAGUAAGACCAUGGAUAAAACCCUAGAGGGGAUCAAACACCCACAUCGUUUUGUUAUGGAUGACGCACAAAUGCACAUCUACUUCCUCAUGAAAAAGGACUCCUACCCGAGAUAUCUUAAGUCUGACCUAUACAAGAACAUGCUGGCCAAAGCUAUUCUCCCCCAGGAGACUAAAAAGAGUGUGUUCCCCUUCAUGAGACGCCAGCGGCACUCUAGCCCCUCCCCCGCUCAGGCUGCCACCCAGUUGACGGAGGAAGAUGAGCGCGCCAAGGGGGCCGGGCAAGCAGGUACCAACUCUGCAGCCGGCUCCCAUGUCUGAUGCCGGGGCCAAAAAAACGUGUCAGACUCAAUCACCUCAGUCUCCAAUGUCUCAGUUGGUCACCAUAGUAACCACCCGAGUAGUUCUCUCUGCUUAUUGUCUCAUCUCAAAGUGAGUUGAAGCCACAGCUUUUCUUUCACUUGCUGCAACAUUGCCAGGACUAGGAUUUCAACACAGAGCUUCCUCUCAGAGCACAGGUGUUAAUGCAUACCUCAGCAGCUCCACAUCUUAUUCCCAGCGCACAAGCGAUGGACAGCAGACAAGAGCUUUUAGUGCUACUGUUACAGCCGUUACUGCUCCAUAUUCACCCUGCAUCUACUUUGCAUCCCAUCUCGGUCCAAAAAGCCUGCCCCGCUGUUUUUGAUAUUCACUCCUAAUACCAAGUCUUCCUUUCUCCUUGAGUAGCUUUUAUAUAGAAUCUAUUUCUGUCUCUUACAAGCAGUUUUAGGUAAAGAGGUUGUUUAUAGAGAAUAGAAGAUGUAAAAUAAUUAUUUAGUCAGAAAUUUGCCUCGGCAUGUCUGUGAUUAUCGUACAGUUUACUUGUUUUCUUCAUUCCAUGCUGGAGCUUCACAUUGUGAUUGUUGUUGCUGUUAAUUUUGCUCAAGCAUGUUUUCAUCCCAAUAAAAAGUCA